Molecule: messenger RNA, 4420 nt
Organism: Caenorhabditis auriculariae
Lineage: Eukaryota; Metazoa; Nematoda; Chromadorea; Rhabditida; Rhabditidae
Source: the annotation of a GenBank genome assembly
AUGGCAGCGGACUCUUCCCGUUUUGUUUCAUUUCUGGUUGAUGGCGGAGACGUCGUCGGCUGCGAGGUCUGCCUAGAGCCGUUUGACGCGUCUACGCGGGCGCCGAAACUUCUUCCUUGCGGCCACAACUUUUGCGAAAGCUGUCUUUUCAGUAUUUGCUGUCACCAAGAGGUAUUUUUGUUGAACUUCAACGGAAGAUACUAUCCGCUCCAAGGAAAUUCACAAACGAAAUCAAUUAUUCCAGUACUACCUCCUGGACUCCAUCAAUUGCCCAACCUGCAGAGCUCAGUUCCCAACGAAAGUUGCCAAAACCGCACCGACAAAUUAUGAUCUUUGCAGUGCGUUACUCGAAAAAGAAACGGAAUAUUUAUAGGAAAAGUUUGCAGAGGUACUCGAAAAACAACGGACUCGAGAGGCGAACGUGACGGUCAUCUACCUGCCGGAUAAGUCCCAUGCCGUCCAACCUUCCUCAUCUUCCGGGGUGCCGAUAAAAUCCAAGCGCGUCGAUCCGCUCACUUCGCACUGCAAAUCGUUGGCUGAGAAGAGCACCGACCUCAAACACUUGAGGUUUUUUGCUUGUAUCAAUAGAUAUCUGAACUUUGUCUCCAAACUGAAGAUUUGAGAGAAAAAGAUCACUCUUCGAAAGGCUUACAUUCGUUGAAAAGAUAAUUCACAUUUUGGUACACUAUAGUUCAAUCCUCAAAUUUUUUAUAUCCUCAAACAUCGCGCUGGCAUAUUUCGCAGUCAAAGAAAAUUCACUUUUUCCGUAUGGGUCGUGACCAUCGUAGUUUUUUUUCAACACAAAUUUUUUAAAUUUUCUUCCUCCUCCUCAUAAAAAUUUGUCUUUAAAGUUAAUGAAAGCAAUUAAAAAUUAACAGAAAUGCUUGAUGUGCUCAAAAGUUAUGAAAUCGAGACUGAAGCGGUCCGUUCUGCAACUAUUCGAUCUAUCAGGAAAUUUCGAUUUCGAACGUUAAGUGUUGAAAGUGUCCAUGUGAGUAUUCAGAUGCGCCGACUGCCACCGGAAAAUGAGCCAGAAGCAACUUUCCCGCGUUGCGCGCUACUGUAUCCCUUGCACGUCUUCUUCGAGAUUGGCUAGUAUCUCUUUUUUCUAUUUAUACUGUAACUAAGGCUGUUUCAGACUUUGGCUUGUCUGGAAUGUUGUGUGAACGCGCACAAUGGCCAUCAACUGCUGACGUUUGCACAGCUUGAGGCCAACCAGCUCAAGGUGAGAACUUUUCUCUUCAUCACCUCGAUCAAAGAGCUGCAAGUCGACCGUUUCAAGAUUCAUCACCCAACAUAAUUGCCGAUAUCGCAGCGGGCCGCACGCUAUAUAGCCAAGGCUUCUCGCUGCGAUCUCGUCAACAUGUCGCUGCGGCCUCGUCAAAGUCUCGCUGCCAUAUCGCUCCCUCUCAAAAAUUUGAAAUUUGAAAAACAGUUUUUUUGCUUUAUUUUUGACUUUUAUGAUGAAAUCAAUCAAAUACAAGAAAAAAACUAUUUUGAAGAAAAAUUUUUCAGAGAGCGAUAUAGCGCAAGACGUUUGCGAGGUCGCAGCGAGAGGCGAGCGAUAUCGCUCGCGGCUCCCCCGCGGUAUAGCGUUACUCUCGCUGCGAUAUAGUCCACAAAAUUGGGUGAUUGUAGGGUAAAACAGGAAUAAUCUCAAUGGAGAAAUUCGCUCUUUAUCUCGAAUCAAAAUUUUUUCAUUCCAAGUGAUAAAGAUUAUUGGAAAAAGUUUUUUUUUUCGUUCAAAAGAUUUUUAUAAGUAAUAGCAAAAGAAAAUUUAAAAAAGAGGUUUUCUAUUUUCUAGCAUCGCAUUUCUGGUUUGAGAAAGGGUUGAACAUGAAUAAACGAAUUAAAAUGGAACAUAGGAGGUCAAAACCUAUCAAAAUUGUUACCAAAGUUUGAGAUGAAUUGGUCCUAAUUUGAUGCUCCCAGGUACUGUCGGAACUGCGAGCCCUGCGAAAGAAGGUCGUCGACUGCUCCGAUUCCUUCGACCGCCGCUCGGCCCAACUCCAGGACUCGGGCCGACGAGUCUGCUCGGUCCUGCUCAGCGACAAGCAGAAUCUGCUCGCCUCCACCCUCUCCUCUCUCGAUGACGUCAUCCGGAAGAUCGAAGCCACGUCCGUCAUGUUUCCUCUUGCAUUGAGGUACUUAUUGGAUACUAGAGUUCUAUUUUUUUGCUAAAAGGCUUUGAACACACUCGAAAAGUUUUGAGACGCAGUCUGCAACCGUUCGUUCUGCAAUUUAGAAACAUAGUGAGAAACAGUGAAGGGCUUUGAAACUUGGAAACUUCCCAACUUAAUAUGUUUCUUACAAAAAACUGGAGUUCUGAUAUUUCAAAAAGAGUAAAUUGUUAAUAUUUUAAUGCUCCGUUAAAGAAACUCUAUUCUGAGUAUUAGAAAAUUGUCAAAAACCUUUUCUCGUAGUUGAAAAACCUCAGAAUCGUAUUAUGAAUGAUCUAUAAGAAAUAAACGCUAAGACUUUUCAAUCCGAAAGUUUUGUAUGCUUUGCGAAAUCACUGCGAAAUGUUAUUCACCGCGAUAACUUUUCAAUUUUUUUUUUCUUCAAACACGGCAGCAAGGCUUAUUGUACAUGGAAAGGUGAAAGGUCGUUUCCGGCAAAAACGCAGGGCUAUCAGCCUCGGGACUCGAAACUAUCGGCUUACCGUUAUUUUCAGCGCAAUUCACAACAAGCAAGUGCACAAUUUCUCGCGCCUGAGCAAACUGAGUUCGGUUCUCGAGAAAACGCUCGAGAGUCCUGUCGACGAGCAGCACAAGCCAUCUUCCAGUGGUUCGUUUUUUCCUCUGUUCUCUUUCGGCCCUUUUUUGAGUCCUCUAAAGCGCGCAUCGCUAUUUUGAGAGCCUGGAGAAUGGGAAGAAGAACUCUAUUGGAGGGAGAGAGACAAAUAAGAAAUUAUUAAUCCAAGAAGAAAAAAAAAUGAUUCUGGUCAUAUAGAAGUUUUCAACAUUUUUUCUUCGAGAUUUUAAGAAUAUAUUUCUAUCACAUCUUUAUUCGUAUUAAAAACAACUAGCUGGUAAAUACGCUUCAAAUUUAUAAGUUUUGAAAUUUUUUCUUAAGAUUUUUGUGUUUUCAGUUGUCAAAAUGUCAAAAAAAUCGGAAUCUUUUUCUGAAAGUCUAACCUUGAUAACCGACAAAAUUGGAUCUCAGGAAGCAGCGGCCUGUCGCGUUCGCUGUCGUCGCGCCACUCGCGAGUCUCCCUCCGCGGAGACGACACCUUGUGGCAGGAAUCCGUGGCCGCCAUCUGCAUGCUUCUGACGCCGUCGGUCCUCGUCCAGCGACUGCACCACGUCUUCAGAAGCGUCUCCCCGCGCGACACCAUCGAUGAACGCAGCAACAAGAUCUCCUCCUGCACCACCACCAUGACGCAGAUGCUCGAGGGGUUCGUCUUUGAUCUUUGUUGGAUUCAAAGUAUGGAAGUAAACCACAAUUAAACAAGAUUAAAUGCCCAACUGAAAAAAAUAACUUUUUGGCUGUAUAUUCACUGUUAUCUGGUUAAAACUCCUUCAUGCAGUUUAAAAAUUGCGGAGAAUUCCUUAGACUUCUUUUUGAUCUUCAUGAAUAGCUUUGCUCUGGAAUUCCACUUUUCAACUUUUUUCAACCUCGAAAAUAAAGCGAGAAGUAAGAAAUUUUUUGUUUUUGUAAAAUACAUCACGUCAUCAAUUUUCGAGCUUUCUCGUGCCUUUCAAAAACUUUAUUCGGAAGCCUAUCAUGAUAAGUUCACUUUUGAGUUCGUUUCAGAGAGACUUUGGACUCAUUUUCAUGUGUUUCUGAUUUCAGCGAAGUCACUUUGUCGAUGAUUCCGAUCUUCGCCGACGCCUUCCUCAACGGCUUCUAUCAGUUGCACGAACUGUCGCGGAAAACCUGCGCGAAACUUCGCCGCGACCUUAUUUGGAAGCAGGUGCAGCUGGCCUACAGCGAGCUUCUCCGCAUUGCCGCCAAGGUGCUUCUGACCCCAUCAAACCCUUACAAGAUUUUCGUUUCCAGAAUUUCCCCGCCUAUCAUCCAGAAAGAGUCGAUAUUCUGGACGAUCUCGCCUACUUGUGUCGCCUUUUCGCUGAUGUUUGUGACGAGGUUUCCGAAAUCGACUCUCAAUUAUUUCAAUAAUAAAAUUUCCAGGCUACCGUAACGAUCUGCGUGAUUGAGGCUGCGAGGGCUCGGGCCUCCGAAUCCGGCCAACUUUCUGAGCAAGACCAAAGAAGGACCGAUGCUCGGCUCAAGGUAUCUCGCCCACCUUUUUCGAAUAGGAAGGAAAUGUUGGAACUUUCAGCUGAUUGAUGACCAUCUGAUGGAGUGUCGGAGGAUGAGGAAUCUGCAGAUUUUGAGAACGACCAAGACGAAAAAAGACCGAGGCUUCAAGAAACUGUUCAUUGGCUGCUUCGCGCAGCAACGAGUUCAUGCCUGA